Rotaria sp. Silwood1 is the source of this 2865-nucleotide messenger RNA. The record is from the annotation of a GenBank genome assembly. NCBI's taxonomy places the organism in Eukaryota, Metazoa, Rotifera, Eurotatoria, Philodinida, Philodinidae.
AUGGCCGCAAAAUAUCCUUCACAUGAUACAAACACGUAUUCAUUUUCCAAAGAUCUUCGAAUAUGUCAAUUAUAUCAACAAGAUCCUCGUUUAUGUCCUUCAUGUUCAUGUUCUAAUCUUCAUAUAUGUCGUGAUUAUCUAUUGAAUAGUAAAUGUUCGAAAUUGAACUCUGAUGGAAAAUGUUCACAUUGUCAUACGCUGUUUACUUUGCACAAUCGACUUAUUCUUGAUAACUUAAAAUCAGUAUCACAAGAUGAACAAGAAUUCGAUAGAGUAGCUAAAUUUAUUCGAGAUUCAGAAGCAAAUUCUUCGAAAACGGUAUCAAAUUAUGCCGGACGACUUUCGAUUUCAGAUAAUAGCUCUAAAGUUGCAUCGACAAGUGGACAAGCAUCAUCAUCUGAACUAACAAGUACCAUCACUAGUGGACAAGAUCAUGCUAAACCAUCAUUUUCUUUAUACAAUAAUCAAUCAUUACAAAGUACUCUUACCUCAUUACCUGCAUAUAGUACUGCCAGUGGUCAAUCAUCAAUAACAAAGGACACAAAAACUUCUAUUCUUCUAAGUCCUUCGAAAUCAACUGUACCGAAUUCUUCAAUAACAAUAAAACCAAGUACAGCAGAUGUUUCUUUACGUCCGAAAUUUGAAAUCACUAAGAAUAUUAUAAGUUUACUUGACAACAAUUCCAAGCAGCUAACAAAAACUAAUCGAAAACUAUCUGGUACAGCUUCCUUAGCUACAUUUAAAUCGAACUACGAUCAGAAAUUAUCAGAUGAUGAUCAUUCAACAUUCUUUGAUGAAACUGAUGAAAAAUCUGAUGACAAUCCAAUGCUUACAACAACAUCUUCUCGAAAUGAAAAACCUAAACGUACACAUUUUCAUCAUAGCCUAACACUAGAUGAUAAAACGUCGUCUAUAUUCAAUCCAAAAGAUGAAAAAAAAAUGUUGUCACAAACCAAAUAUGUUUUUAAUAAAUAUGUAAAAGAUACAGAAUUAUCAUAUCUUCUUGGUCCUGGAAGAUAUCUAAUGAAAAAUGAAGGAUGUCAAAUAUUUCCAUCAGGCUAUUGCCUAUGUACAAAUGAUAAUGAAGAAAAAAAAAUUAAGGAAAAUUUAGAUAAACUUUUGCAUACUUCAUUAAAAUCAGAUCCUGUACCAUUUAACAAUAGUGAACUUACAUUGGUGAUUAUGUCUCCAAGAUCACCAACUGGACAAGAUCAACCAUAUCUGUUAUCAUCGGAUGGAAAACUAUAUAUACAAGGCACUAAUUCAUCGAUUAGUGUGAUCUCUGCUGAUAUUACUCAAGUUCCAGUUGAUAUGAUGGUAUGUGUACAUACAUCGCUCACAUUAUUGGAUAGUGUUCUUUCUCAAGCUGGUUCAUCAAUUGCAUCAGCAUAUAGUCACAUACAACAUUCGACACAAGAUAUUAUUCUUGAGGGUGGUAAGACGAAAGCACAAAAAAUUCUUUUCGCUGGAUGGAAGAUAGAAGUUCAAGGAUUAGAUACAUCCAAAGUUCAAAAGUCAUUAUCAAAUUUUGUUAAACGAUGUAUUGACUGUGCAGUUCAACAAAAUAUGAGAUCGAUUUCGUUUCCAUCAGUUGGUACUGGAAAUAUUGGUCUUAAUCCACAUCAAGUUUGUGAAUCAAUGAUGACAGCAGCUAGUGAACGUUUACGUACAUGUAAAAUGGAUGUAUUAUUUGUUAUUUAUCCAUCAACUCAAUCGAAUCAUGAUAGAUACUCUUAUUCAAUAUUUCGUGCUUAUUUGGAUAAUCUUUGUCAACAAAACGGAUCAAAAAAUUUUGACACAUCGUCAGCAACUCAUGUUUCACAUACAAGAUCAGUUGCAAUUAAACGAAGUCAAAAUAUUCAUCGAACUUUAACAUGUAAACAUAUAUUGAUUGUAUCGAAUUUGCCAAAUAUUGUUGAACAUCAAAAACUAUUGGAGAAAUCAUUAAAAGGACUAAUCAAAGAAUACAUAUAUGAUCUUUCUCUUGUUCGAAGACCAUUAGUCGAUCGAAUCGAACAAUUAAUUGAUAUAUGUCUCAUGUAUCAUGUAUUACCAUGUAUUGAUUUUUCUAAAAAUAAAUUAAUACUUCAUGGUGAUCGUGAAUCAUGUUUACAAUGUUUUGAUAAUCUUCGACCAGAUAGAUUAAUUUAUGAAUAUUAUAUUUAUAAUAAUGGAAAAAAAUUCAAGGAAAUUAAAAUGAAUACAUAUGAAUCAAUGAAAAUUGAUGAAGCUCUUUCUGUUGGUGAAGCAAAAAUUCAUAUUGAACAUGAUAAUAAUACUAGAUUUGAUAUUGAUUUAAGAACUUCACAAGUACAAAUCUAUGGUGAUACAAAACCUGCUCAACUUCAUAGAACACUAUUGAAUGAAGAUUCUAAAAUUGUUCGUCCAUUGACAUGGUCGCCUACAUUUUUGAAGAUUCAAAUGUUCCCAGUCUCAAAUCAUGUGUUUAAUUCCAUUGAAUGUGUUCGUAUGUUUCAACAAUCCAUGCCAACACAUGAAUGGUGUAUCGAACGAGUUGAUACUAUUCAAAAUUGGCCAUUAUACGUUCAUUAUGCUAAGAAACAAUAUAAACAUAGUACAUUAGUUUUUUAUGGAUGUCCAUUUUCAUCUGUUCAAUCAAUAAUUCAUUAUGGUUUAUAUUCCAAUGAUGGUAAAGAACAAAGUAUGAUUCGUUUAACUUCUAUAGCAUUGAAUAGUCAUAUAUAUAAUGCACGUCGUUCAACAGAUAGAAAAUAUUAUAUGUUUGCUGUUCAAUUAUCAUCAAAAAAAAGUGUUGAUAUGAAACUUUUAUAUCUAUCUAAUGAGGAUGCUCAUUUAGCAUUACCAACACAUUUGAUUGUAUAUGAACGAAACGAAAAAAAAUAA